AUGGUGUCCAAGCUCACGUCGCUCCAGCAAGAACUCCUGAGCGCCCUGCUGAGCUCCGGGGUCACCAAGGAGGUGCUGGUCCAGGCCUUGGAGGAGUUGCUGCCAUCCCCGAGUUUCGGGGUGAAGCUGGAGACGCUGCCCCUGUCCCCUGGGAGCGGGGCCGAGCCGGACACCAAGCCGGUCUUCCAUACUCUCACGAACGGCCACGCCAAGGGCCGUCUGUCCGGGGACGAGGGCUCCGAGGACGGGGACGACUAUGACACCCCUCCCAUUCUCAAGGAGCUGCAAGCCCUCAACACCGAGGAGGCGGCGGAGCAGCGGGCGGAGGUGGACCGGAUGCUCAGCGAGGACCCUUGGAGGGCUGCCAAAAUGAUCAAGGGCUACAUGCAGCAACACAACAUCCCCCAGAGGGAGGUGGUCGAUGUCACCGGCCUGAACCAGUCACAUCUCUCCCAGCAUCUCAACAAGGGCACCCCUAUGAAGACCCAGAAGCGCGCCGCCCUGUACACCUGGUACGUCCGAAAGCAACGGGAGAUCCUCCGACAAUUCAACCAGACAGUCCAGAGUUCUGGAAAUUUGACAGACAAAAGCAGUCAGGAUCAGCUGCUGUUUCUCUUUCCAGAGUUCAGUCAACAGAGCCAGGGGCCUGGGCAGUCCGAUGAUGCCUGCUCUGAGCCCACCAACAAGAAGAUGCGUCGCAACCGGUUCAAAUGGGGGCCCGCGUCCCAGCAAAUCUUGUACCAGGCCUACGACCGGCAAAAGAACCCCAGCAAGGAAGAGAGGGAGGCCUUAGUGGAGGAGUGCAACAGGGCAGAAUGUUUGCAGCGGGGUGUCUCCCCCUCCAAGGCCCACGGCCUGGGCUCCAACCUGGUCACUGAGGUCCGCGUCUACAACUGGUUCGCGAACCGCAGGAAGGAGGAGGCAUUCCGGCAGAAGCUGGCCAUGGACGCCUACAGCUCCAGCCAGACGCACGGCCUGAACCCGCUGCUCUCCCACGGCUCCCCUCCCCACCAGCCCAGCACCUCCCCUCCCAACAAGCUGCCAGGAGUGCGCUACAGCCAGCAGGGAAACAAUGAGGUCACUUCCUCCUCAACAAUCAGUCACCAUGGCAACAGCGCCAUGGUGACUAGCCAGUCUGUUUUACAGCAAGUCUCUCCAGCCAGCCUGGACCCGGGCCACAAUCUCCUCUCACCUGAUGGUAAAAUGAUCUCAGUCUCAGGAGGAGGUUUGCCCCCGGUCAGCACCUUGACGAAUAUCCACAGCCUGUCCCACCACAAUCCCCAGCAAUCUCAAAACCUCAUCAUGACCCCCCUCUCUGGAGUCAUGGCCAUUGCACAAAGCCUCAACUCCUCCCAAGCUCAGAGCGUCCCUGUCAUCAACAGUGUGGCCGGCAGCCUGGCAGCCCUGCAGCCCGUCCAGUUCUCCCAGCAGCUGCACAGCUCUCAUCAGCAGCCCCUCAUGCAGCAGAGCCCGGGCAGCCACAUGGCCCAGCAGCCCUUCAUGGCCACUGUGACGCAGCUGCAGAACUCACACAUGUAUGCACACAAGCAGGAACCCCCCCAGUAUUCCCACACCUCCCGGUUUCCAUCGGCAAUGGUGGUCACAGAUACCAGCAGCAUCAGUACGCUCACCAACAUGUCUUCCAGUAAACAGUGUCCUCUCCAAGCCUGGUGAUGCCCACACAUCACUUACUUUGUGCGCAGCAACAAGGACCCUAUUUUCCACACCAUCACCCUCCAGGCAGCUGUCGCGGAAAAGCGCGCAGUGACCUGACAAGCAGCACCUGCGAGAGGUCCCUGCUCACCUGACAUCCUGCCAGCGCCUCGGACAAUCCGCUCUGAGAGGCGCGGCCCAGAGCCCAGCUUCCCUUCUAUGCAGUAUUGUCACGAUGCCUCUCCCAAGACGUCAAGCUCUCCCGUCUGGUCUGUCCUAAAGGCGGGAGAUGAGAAACCGAGGAAGAGGAAGAGAGAGAAAGCCGGAGCGUCUACAUUAUGCUCCUUCAUCGAACAAACUGAUGUGAAAACUUGAAUCUGUUACUGAAAUGAGGCGAGGAGGACACGUGCUAUUGAACUGAGCCAAACACACUGUAAAUAUCAGCCACCUCCCUCCCCCACCCCCCAUCCCGGCUGACCUGGAGAUUUCUUUUAAAGAAGUAAAUUUGUCCAAUGGGUGUAAACUAUAAACUACU
Molecule: messenger RNA, 2188 nt
Organism: Lipotes vexillifer (Yangtze River dolphin)
Lineage: Eukaryota; Metazoa; Chordata; Mammalia; Artiodactyla; Lipotidae
Gene: HNF1B
Product: HNF1 homeobox B
Exons: 9
Coding region: 1-1674 (557 amino acids)
Biological process (GO): liver development; insulin secretion; regulation of transcription by RNA polymerase II
Cellular component (GO): nucleus
Molecular function (GO): DNA-binding transcription factor activity, RNA polymerase II-specific; RNA polymerase II cis-regulatory region sequence-specific DNA binding
Source: RefSeq, a predicted model, not a curated record